GACGCGUCGACGGCGCUCAGUCGUCGGCGGCGGCGGGCGCUGCUCGGUCCGCCAUGGAGCAGCCGGCGGCCAAGAGCGGCUGGCGUUUCCCUCACGUGGCGCUGCUGUACGUGUUGGUGGCAGUGCUGACGGCCGCACAGCUCGCUGGGUUUCUCCUGUUGCGGCACGGCCUCACCGAUGCCGAUCGUGUGUGUGCCGAGCGGGCGAGCCGCGCAGAGCGUCAGGCGGUCAGCCAUGUGACCGAACUUCUCGUGAAGGCGACGCAGGCCUCGCACGUCCGCCACGCCGAGUUCUCCGGCGGUGAGCUGCUGACCCCUCCGCCGGUGUUUGCCCCGGCGGCACAGCGCCGCCGCGGCCGCCGUCAGGCCGCUGAGGGUGAGCAGACCUACUCGGGGCUCGGGCCGGGCACCAGCCUGGCCUCCGGGGAGUUGAUACCCCACACGAAGACGACCCGCCGCGACGCACUGGACGAGGGCAGCGGCAGCGGUGGCAUCGCCGAGGACGAAGCCCCACUGGACUGGAUCCCGUCCUACUCACGGAUACCGGCGGAUGAUCUGAGGAAGUUCUGCUUGAGUACCCAGAGGUUCUGCAAGCCUGGAGAGAAGGGCGCAAUGGGUGAAAUUGGUGAACCAGGCCCGAGAGGGCCCAAAGGCGAGAUCGGUCUUCCAGGCCUGCCCGGAGUGAAGGGUGAGCCCGGUCCUAUCGGCCCACCGGGGCUGAAGGGAGUUCGCGGCUACACCGGCAACAAGGGACAAAAAGGCAGAGACGGCCUGGAGGGUCGCGACGGCCUGCCUGGAGAGCCCGGCAUGGACGGUAUCCCUGGCAGGAACGGCCUGGACGGAUUCCCUGGAGUGGACGGAAUUCCAGGACAGGACGGAACGCCUGGAAUCAACGGACUGCCCGGCCGGGACGGCAACGAUGGCGAGAAAGGUGCCAAAGGAGAUGCAGGUCCCAAAGGGGAACGAGGAGAAGUCGGUCUGGUGGGCCCGCGAGGUCGAAAGGGCGAGGCGGGCAAGGACGGUCAGAACGGCAUCCCGGGCAUCAACACGACGCUGGUUAACACGACCGCCGGCACGCUGCUCAUCCCGCCCUGGAUCGCCAGACCAAAUCUUCGCGACGGCCCGAAGCUGAUCCGUGUGAGCGAGGGAGACAACCUGGUUCUGCGGUGCGCUGCCGCCGGCGUGCCUCGACCCUCCAUCACCUGGGACAACCCGGAUGGAGGUCUCAUCCGAAAGGGAUCCUGGAAAGCCACCAACAUGGACGAGCGAAAUCUGGAGUUGAUUCGUAUUCAUCGGGAGCAGAGUGGUCUGUACAGGUGUAUCGCCUACAACGGCAUCCCUCCGGAUGCCAGCAAAGUGUUCCAAGUCACCGUCAUGUAUCCGCCGCUGAUCCGGUGCACCAACAACCAGCAAGUGAAGGAGCGGGGCGACUCCGUCACCUUCGAGUGCCGGGUGGACGCGUCUCCUGCGCCGCUCAACUACUGGCGCUUCAACGGCAAGGUGCUGGAGAACAGCACCAAAUACAUCACCGGACAGGCCGAGGUGCCCGGCUCGCCGCGAGAGGUGAUAUCGGAGCUGCACAUUCGGGAGAUCGGCGACCACGACUACGGAAAAUACUACUGCGUCAGCAAGAACGAGGUCGGCCAGACUGAGGGCGCCUUCACACUCUACCCCCCGGGCGCCGGUCUCAGCAAGAGCCAGCAGAACAAGGUGGUGUACGGCCGGCAGCCUCACAACAUCACGGACCAGGACGACCUGUGCCCGCCACAGAAGGAGGUGGCCUGCCGCGAGUGUCCGCAGCUCGUCUACCCGGGCGUCGGCGGCUUCCCCGUCAGCUACGGCAGCCUGGUGCGCAACGUCACCCGCAUCAUCGGACUCACGCCCAAGGGACUCGGCAACAGGACCAUGGCCUGCGAGCUGUCAGCGGUCGGCAAACCCGUCUUCAAUCGCGACUCGCGCGCACGGUUCGGCGCCUGGAUGAGCGACUCCGACCCACCCACUCUUCCCGACGCCAACAAGUACUGGUACACCCACGAGCGGGACACGUUCAAACUCUUCGAGUACUCCAGCAAGGACAGCUUCGACCGCAAGAUCGUUACCCGCAACAUCACGCUGAGGAAACCGCACCAGGGUAAUUCCCACGUCGUCUUCAACGGGUCCUUCUACUAUCACGUCCGCGGUGAGCCGAACAUCGUCCGCUUCAACCUGCGGUCGAGCCGGAUCGAGAAUACGCUGGAGCUGCCCGACCUGGCCAAGAACCGCAGUGUGACGCUGUACAACUCCACCUAUACGUACGUCGACUUUGCCGUGGACGAGAACGGCUUGUGGGUCGUCUACGCCCUGCCAAACAAUAACCUGGGCGUGGUGAAGCUAAGCUCUGAGCUGGACGUCCUGCAGACGUGGAACAUCUCCUUCCAGGGCGACAGCCACGCCAAGGACGGUGACACCAUCAUCGUGUGCGGCGUCCUCUACGGCAUCAAGAGUCGCACCGAGAGCAACACAAAGUUCAGCCUCGCUCUGGACCUGUAUACACAACAAUCUCUACCAUACAGCGGAUUGACGUACACAAAUCCAUUCCGGCAAACCACUAUGAUCGGAUACAAUCCACGUAAUAAGGAGAUCUUCUCUUGGGAUAAGGGCAACCAGCUCACCUACCCGGUCAAAUACAACGCGCUGGACGACGACACCUCGGACAAUGAGCCGAGCAUAGAAGCGCUCAUGAACUCGCCCGACCACGUCAUCAGCGAACCGGAGGAAGACCUCUGAGAGGCACCCGUUCACCACCGACGGGGCGAAGCCGUCGGUCAGCGCUGACUGACGCUAGGUCGCCGCCGACGGAGCGAAACCGUCGGUCAGCGCUGACGGGGGCUGGCGCUAGGUCACUGGCGACGGGUCAACACCGUCUGGUGAUCGCUGAUGGAGACUGCAGUGUUAGAUCACCGCCCAGGCAGGCAGGAAUAUUGGAGAAACUGACAGCACCAGUCAAUGAUGUUGGGAUGCUGCUUGCAAUGAGAAGCUACAGCAGAAAACGUAGAAAUGGUUGUUCACCUAGGGCUGAACUCGAGAAUAUGUGAUGUCGAGCCAUGAAUCGGCUUAUAACCUGCGUGACAUCCUUAUUGUAAUACCACAUGUCACAGGUGGCUAAACGUUUAACCCUCGCCCUGGCAGGGCAUUUUUCAUAACACGGCCUGGCAGGGGGGGGGGGGUCGAUGCGACCCCCCCCCCCUCGUGAUUGGCUCCUAUGGCACCUAGAAACACCAAAUUCGGUAUGUAGGUGGGCCUCCUGGAGUUCUCGUCCCUGUGCAAAUUUGGUUGCUCUAGGUCAAUAUUUAGGGGGGUUUUGGGGGGUAUAAGUGUAAAAAUUUCGCUAAAAACAGGUCAAAAGUUUUUCGCUUAUAACUUUUGAUCUAAUUAAGAUAGAGCAAAAAGAAAAGCACCAGUGAACUCAGUACGUCAGGGCACGUCGAAUGAUAUCCUUUUUAGCUUGCUUAAGUGUACUUAAAGUUUUUCUUAAAUUUUAAGUAAACUUAAAUUAAUAAAUUAAGUUCAAGUUAACCAAAUUGCAUCAUAUCGCAUAUCAUUCGAUUCGGCUGAUCACCAGGAACACAAUGAUACCAUUUUUAAGCUCUAGCGUCAUUAUGUGCCAAGUUAUUGGCAAAAACGUCAUUUGACCUCAGUUGACCUCAUUUGACCUGACCCAUGGAUAAGUACACCAAACAAAGAAGACCAAGUGACCUGCUGUUAAGUACUGUGGUUUCAAAGCACAAAAGUGAUAGAACGAAGCGGAUAUCUCCAGUAUUUUCCGAAUUUAGUAUUUUCCCAUAGGCUUAACAUUACGACGUAAUGACCUCUAACUGACCUCAGGUCAAAGACCUAAAAAAAACCCGAACUAUAUGUUAUACAACUCGGUGAACUUAGCACAUCCUGAAAGUUUGAAGGAAAUCAGUCCAAAACUGUGAGUAAGACAGGUGCAAAAAUAAAAUUGAAAAUUGACCAUGACGUUGUACCGGUUUUUCUGACCUGGUGACCUGACCCAAGGUCACUCGGACCUGAAAUUUUCAGGUCAUGUGUAAAAAGGUUGCCCCAUAGGCUGUACCAAAUUUAGCGGCGCUGCGCGCCGCCGUUUUUACGCUAUCUUCGAAAAACCUUAGGGGGGGUCGCAUCGACCCCCCUGCCAGAGCGAGGGUUAACGCAUAAAAUAAACGGCCAACAGUAGCACCUUAGAGGAAAUGUUGCCGGACGAUGCUUGUUUUACGUUUCGUCUGAUAUACCAUUGAGCUCCGAUCGACAAAAAAAAAACGAAGUUAUGGCCGUUAUAGUACUAGCUUUCAGCUUUGGGCAGUGUUUUGGUCUGUGAUGUUGUUAGAGCAAUGCUCACCAUGACAUUCGCGACUUGGGAGGUUGCAGAACGCAAAUAUUUCACCGCAGCUGGGAUCAGAAGAUGCUGAUCUGACAACCGGCUGAUGCGAUGAUCGAUGUUGUGCUGCAUCCCUCCUUCGCAAAACUAUCGGAAGAUCGAUGUAAAAACUGCGACAGAGAUAGGUCCUAUCACAAUGACUAAUGAUCGUGGAAGUGUGAAUGGCGAGGGGAACGAAUACUCUACCGUGUGUUUUAUAUGUUUGUAUAUGUUAGAUUUGUCGAGUCGGUCGAGUCGCUUGACAAGACAACAGUAAUUGACAUGUGCCCCAUAUCAAGCGUGAAGUUCUACUAAUGUCACUAGCUUCACAUUUCCCAAUUGACAGUGACAACAUUUAACCGAAUUAAUAAACGAAACAGCUUUA
Amphibalanus amphitrite is the source of this 4780-nucleotide messenger RNA. RefSeq lists its product as uncharacterized. The record is from RefSeq and is a predicted model, not a curated record. Gene Ontology annotation, biological process: signal transduction. NCBI's taxonomy places the organism in Eukaryota, Metazoa, Arthropoda, Thecostraca, Balanomorpha, Balanidae. The coding region runs from base 54 to 2765 and encodes 903 amino acids. The transcript is spliced from 15 exons.